AUGCGCAGAGGAUUCCUCAACCAACCGGCCGCUCGCAAGAAGCAGCAGAAGCAGCAGACCGCUCCUGCUGCCAGCAAUGAAUCCAGCAAAGUGGACGUCGAAGAUGUUCCUCUCCCGCGCGGUGUGCCCGCCAUCGCACCCGACGUGACCCUCUCCUCCGACACCGCUGCGGCCAGCGUCAAGAUACCUACUGGUCCAGCUAUCGGAGUAUACGAUGUACCACACCACAGCGUUAUACUCAAGGAGUUCACCCGCCGCGCAAAACAACGCACUUUAGACUACGUUAUCACGCAACUCCCUAUUCUACCUGCCUUUUCUCUCGAAGCUCCCACGACCUGCCUCCUCUUCACCGGCAUAAAAGAGGCUAUUCUUGCUCUUCCCGGCUUUCCGAGCUCGUAUGACUACAACGCACCUUGGAGAUACACUCGCGUCGCCGAUGUUCCCGGCGUGGGCAAGGGCUUGUUCGCCUCCGUCUCCCGCCAACCGGGCGACAUCCUGCUCACAGAACGUCCGCUCUUGGUCAUGCCCAGCAUUACCCCCAUCAUAAACGACGGCCGCAACCUCGGGCAGACGAUCGUCAACCAUGUUGUCGAUCGUAUCCUCCCACCUGGUGAUUCCCAGUAUCGGGCUCUGUCCAAUUGCAAGCCCAAUGAACCGAACCCCCUCAAGGGCAUUAUGGACACCAACGCUCUGCCUAUCGGGCCUCUGCCUGGACUGAUGACUCAAGAUUGGCUUGGAGUCGCGGCCAUCGCUUCUCGCAUCAACCACAGCUGCUGUCCCAAUGCAUGUGUCUCCUGGGACCUAGACUCGUUCACCUUCACCGUUCGCGCCCUCAAACCUAUUGCGGCAGGCGAGCAAGUCACCAUCUCCUACCUCGGCUGGCCCCUCGAAAGUCGAACGAAGCGACGCGCCGAACUCCUCGACAAAUACUCCUUCACCUGCACCUGCCCCACAUGCUCCCUCCCAAAAGCCGAAAGCGCACGCUCCGACAUCCGUCGCAACAUCGUCUCUGCGCUCCAGCCCAAGUUCCACCUCGCAACCGCGACCAGACCUCCCACCAAAGUCGCCGAUGCAGCCGCCUAUUACGCCAAAAUCGACGCUGAGCUCAAAGCCUGGGUCGAAGAUCUCAGCCUGCCCGAUGACUAUAUUAUCAAAGAGUGUGUGCGCUAUGUCGAGAUGCUCGAUGCGGAGACCUGGUUCUGCGAAAAGGUGUGGCCGGGGUUGUUGCAGAAGCUUGUCAAGGCGUGUUGUGCGAUCGAGGACGGAGACGGCGCGAGAAAGUGGGCGGAGAGGGCGGCUCUCUUGGCCAAGAUCAUGACGCCGAAAGGGACUGAUCUUGGCUGGUCGCAGGUCGCGAUGCAUCCGGAGAAGAGUGACUGGUGGGGAUUGCGAACGAAGCGCAAGGCUGCGCCGCUGAAGGAUUCUAGUGACUGA
This is a messenger RNA of Stereum hirsutum FP-91666 SS1, 1434 nucleotides long. RefSeq names its product SET domain-containing protein. Gene Ontology annotation, molecular function: protein binding. The record is from RefSeq and is a predicted model, not a curated record. Lineage: Eukaryota; Fungi; Basidiomycota; Agaricomycetes; Russulales; Stereaceae. The coding region runs from base 1 to 1434 and encodes 477 amino acids. The transcript is spliced from 2 exons.